AUGAUUGAGUUCGGACAAAAAUAUGGCACCAAUACUGUGUCUUCCCUUGAUUCUUUAUCUCAAUCAAAACUUCGUUGCAAUUCAGUAACGGAGUUUACAUUUUGUAACGUCUCAAUUACAAAUGAUGACGAACUAUCCAAUAAAGAUGAAAACCCUUUCGUCUUCUCACCAUCCUUUAAGCCAAAAAACGGCUAUUCUGGAUAUAAUUGUUCAUCACCCGCAACAAAGGCACAAAACAAGAUAUUAGAAAUGAUGAAAAAUCUACCCGAGUCUUGUCAUGAGUUAUCACUUAAUGAUAUCAUUGUGGAUGAUCUACAAGAUGCACGAGGCAAAGUUGAGCAAAAAAGUGAUUCGAAGAUGGGUUUCAAGAGCAAGAAGACGCCUAAGAGAAAACUUCCGAUAUCUAGAAGUGUUAGCUUAGAUACCGGAGUAUUUAUGCUCAAGAUGUUCAUUCCAAGCUCUUUGAGUACUAGGAAAUCUAAGAGCUCUUCUAAAAUGUGUUCAAAUAAGAAUAGUUUUAGCAAUAACAAUAAUAGCAUCGAAUCAAGCAUCAAGAUCAAGAAUACAUGUACCCAAACAAAUACCAAAUCUAGUUGUUGGAUGAUCAAUAAACCGUGGAAGCUAACGAGCAAAAGGGGAUGCGUCUUCUGA
Molecule: messenger RNA, 651 nt
Organism: Erigeron canadensis
Lineage: Eukaryota; Viridiplantae; Streptophyta; Magnoliopsida; Asterales; Asteraceae
Exons: 1
Coding region: 1-651 (216 amino acids)
Source: RefSeq, a predicted model, not a curated record